Glycine soja is the source of this 864-nucleotide messenger RNA. RefSeq lists its product as uncharacterized. Bases 116 to 691 code for a protein of 191 amino acids. The transcript has a single exon. The record is from RefSeq and is a predicted model, not a curated record. Lineage: Eukaryota; Viridiplantae; Streptophyta; Magnoliopsida; Fabales; Fabaceae. Gene Ontology annotation, biological process: defense response.
CUCAAACAAUCUUUCAUUCACGUACAAACACAAAAAAUUAUAUAUAUAUAUAUAUAUAUAUAUACAUAUUUGUGUGCAUAUCUAUACAAUUAGGUACACAAAAAUCCUCAUAGACAUGGAGGUAAAACCACAAGCACGCACCUUAGAGAUAACGGUUAUGUCGGGAGAAAACAUAAGCAUGGAUCGAAGUUCGGUGGCGGAGAACGUGUAUGUUGUUGUUCGUGCCGAAUCUCUUAACUCUUGCAGAACCAAAAUGGUGAAUGAAGAAGGUGGAGUGCAUGCAUGGAAUGAGAAGUUUUUAUUAGACAUUCCUUUGUAUGCAAAAUCAGUUACGUUUGAGGUGCAAUGCAAGAAAUAUAAAGGAGUUCGCCCUAUUGGGGUAGCAAGGAUAGCACUUUCGGAUCUUCUUAGUAACAAUACUAAGGUUGUUUCCGAAGGUAGUGUGCCUCAAAUGUUGUGUUACGGGUUGAGGAAUUCGGAAGGUCGACCAAACGGGGUUAUUCAUUUCUCCGUGAGAAUGGUGGCACCAAGGGAUAAUUUGUACUCACUAACAAAACAAGAAAAAGACAUCACAACGAUGAGUUCUAAAGGAAUUGAACAUGAGGUUAUGGGGAUUCAGGUGGACCCAAAAAUUUCACCUCAUGUUGCCAUUGGCAUUCCAGUUUGGUGGAGUUACCAAAGCGUUAUUUGAAGUGUAUUUUAUAUAUAUAUAUAUAUAUAUAUAUAUAUAUAUUUGGAGGUAGAAUUCUUAUUCAAUUCCCCUUCCCCUUGUAUCCAUAAAGAAGAAUGGUUGUUCGAUAGAUGCAACUAUUAAAGUAUGGCAUAUAUUUUAAAUGAAAUAUCUCCUGUUAUUGUAUCUUAUUA